Eurytemora carolleeae is the source of this 702-nucleotide messenger RNA. RefSeq lists its product as uncharacterized. Gene Ontology annotation, biological process: DNA integration. The annotation marks the transcript as partial. NCBI's taxonomy places the organism in Eukaryota, Metazoa, Arthropoda, Copepoda, Calanoida, Temoridae. Gene Ontology annotation, molecular function: nucleic acid binding. The record is from RefSeq and is a predicted model, not a curated record. The transcript has a single exon.
AUAGAGGAAGCCAGUUCAUCUCCUCCAUCUGGACUGACUGCAGUUUGCAGAGAACUAGGAAUCACGGUGUCCAGAACAACUUCUUAUCAUCCCCAGGCUAAUGGUAUGAUCGAACGUUUCCACAGAAGCUUGAAAGUUGCUCUCAGAGCUCGAGCAGCUGGUUCAAACUGGUUCCAACAUCUGCCUCUGGUUCUUCUGGGACUUCGUACUGUUCCUAAAGAGGAUACUGGUUUUUGUUCAGCUGAAGCAGUUUAUGGAUCUGCUCUCAGCGUUCCAGGAGAGUUUCUGAGCGUUCCAGAGUUCACACCAGAUUCGUUCUUGAGGAAAAUUCAGUUAGGUUCAUCUGGUUUCUCCGCCCCUCCACCUCAUCAUGUAGCUCCCGCUGCUCCUAAACCUCUACCAAAGUCUCUUCUCCAAGCUGAUUUUGUUUUUGUCCGUGAAGAUGCCUCCGUUCCCGCCCUCUCUCCGUUAUACAGAGGUCCUUAUAAAGUACUGGAACGUCAGAGCAAAUUUUUCCGCCUCCAGAUUGGUGACAAGGUUGAUGUGGUAUCCGUUGACAGACUCAAACCAGUGAUAUCCGACUCCACGAUCAUUCCCGCCAGGCCUCCUGCUCGUGGUCGUCCAAUCCUCCGUCCUCAGAGUCCAAAAACAGAUACAUCCGUCUCAGCUCCGCCUCGAGUCGUCAGGAAGGUUCGUUUUUAA